AUGACCUGCAAUAAUUCCACUCAUGGUAGCCAGAAAAUGAAGACCUGUUUCCCCAACAAUGGUCCCGGCACAGAACCCCCUAUCAUGAUCUUCUUUAAUUUGAUCAUUUGCCUGUGUGGGCUGCUGGGGAAUGGCACUGUUCUCUGGUCUCUCGGUUUCCAUAUUAAAAGAAGCCACUUCACCAUCUACAUCCUCAAUCUGACAGUUGCUGACUUCAGCUUCCUCCUGGGACGAGUCAUCUGGUAUCUUGCCAAGAUUCUUUACAUAUAUACUAGCAAGCUUCUUACCAUAUACCAUAUGUUUUAUAUAUGUCACGGAACCCUUGUAUUCAAUAUGUUUAUGUACAAUACAGGGCUGGGAUUCCUGACGGUCAUCAGUGUGGAGAGGUGUCUGUCCAUGCUCUAUCCUCUCUGGUACAGAUCCCACCAUUUGAAGAAGAAAUCUCCUGCCAUCUGCGCUUUCAUUUGGUCCCUCUCAGUUUUCAUGGCAGUCCUGGAGUUUUACUUUGAGAUCUACAUGGGGGACACCUAUGAGACCUGGAGAAUCAUCAUCAAUAUUUUUAGCUGUGUUCUUAACUUCCUGGUAUCCACGCCGCUGAUGGUUCUCUCCAGCCUGAUCCUCUUCCUGAAGUCCUGGAAGUUCUCUCAGCAUCACCACCCUGCCAAGCUCCAUGUCACCAUCCUGGUGACCAUCCUCGUCUUCCUUUUCCUCGGCCUUCCCCAGAAGGGUUGGUUUAUUGUGCACUUUGGGUUCAGAGUGCCCGUCCCCAGGUAUGUCUCCAUUGUCUUUGAGCUUCUCUCCUGCAUAAACAGCAGUGCCAACCCUGUUGUCUACUUCUUUGUUGGCAACUUCUGGAAGAAUAAGAAAAGACGGUCCCUGAAGCUGAUUCUCUUGAGAGCCUUCAAGGAGGACUUCCAAGGGAGAGAAGAUAGAAUGACCCUCCCUGCCACCAGCUCUGAGACCAUAGGGAGAAGGGACCCACAGAAGUCAUCCUGA
Messenger RNA from Dromiciops gliroides (monito del monte), 996 nucleotides. RefSeq names its product proto-oncogene Mas-like. Gene Ontology annotation, molecular function: angiotensin receptor activity. The record is from RefSeq and is a predicted model, not a curated record. Gene Ontology annotation, biological process: G protein-coupled receptor signaling pathway. Bases 1 to 996 code for a protein of 331 amino acids. The transcript has a single exon. NCBI's taxonomy places the organism in Eukaryota, Metazoa, Chordata, Mammalia, Microbiotheria, Microbiotheriidae. Gene Ontology annotation, cellular component: membrane.